Molecule: messenger RNA, 747 nt
Organism: Peniophora sp. CBMAI 1063
Lineage: Eukaryota; Fungi; Basidiomycota; Agaricomycetes; Russulales; Peniophoraceae
Source: the annotation of a GenBank genome assembly
AUGUCUCUAAAGCAAGUUAUCAUCGUGGGCGGCCACGGCAAGGUCGCACUUCGCCUGGGAAAGCUCCUUGCAGACGGCAAUAAACAUUCAGUCACCUCCAUCAUCCGCUCUAAGGACCAUAUAGCCGACCUCAAGGCUGCCUCGCCAGCAAUUAAGCCUCUUCUUCUGUCACUCGAAGAUUCUCCCGUGUCCGAGUUCAAGCAGGCAUUCACUGGGAAGGAUGUCGUGGUCUUCUCCGCUGGCGCUGGCGGGAAGGGUGGGCAUGAGCGUACUGUGAAGGUUGACUACGAAGGCGCGUUGAAGGUGUUCGACGCGAUAGAGGCGGUCGAAACGAAUAGGCCCCGUCUCGUCUUGGUCAGCGCCUUCGACAUACGGAACCUGGAUAUCGUUCCUUCUCACUACGAUGAAGAAGACAUCGCGUUCUCAAAGAGAAUCUGGGGUUCCAUUGGCAAGUAUAUGGAGAUGAAGUACCUGGCAGACAAGAACCUUUCCAAGCGCACGGCAUUCAAUUGGUCGAUACUUCGCCCAGGCACAUUGUCCGACGAGCCGGGUACCGGAAAAGCCUCUAUCGGCCGGACCCACCUCCCACCUCGAAUCUCCCGUGACGACGUGGCUUUGGCGCUGAGCGUUCUCGUGGACCGUCCCGAUGCUGCCGGACUUGCUAUCGAUAUCGUUGGAGGCGAUACGCCUAUCGUGGAGGGUCUGGACGCAUUCAUUGCCAAGGGCGAGACUGAUUUCUUGAGCUGA